CUACAUUGGUCACUUCUAUGUUUGAAUUCAAGUCUAUGUGUAUAGUGUAAACCUGCGCAAAUGGCUGCGGACAUGACAUAAAUGUGCCAUCGCCGAAAUAUUCGUCAGUACCAAAGUUUUCUAUAAACUUUCUUGAGACUUUGCUGCAAAAAAUCAAAAUCGGUUCUCCCUCUACUUCAGUGUCAUUGCAUACUAAAAAGUUUUCAGCAAAUGUCUUAGGGACUGCUAUAUCUUCAUUCAAAGUCGCGUACUUGGUUUUGUCACACAGCAGAAACUUUUUCCGUGCCCUGUACAUCAUGUCCUGCUUUUCUUUAACUGACGGUAUAUCAUUUUUGUUGCAACCUUGACUUUGUAAUUUUUCAAUAUGUUCCUCCAAUAUUUUUGGCACGGGUGACAUCCUCCGGCAGACCUCCUUUUUGCAGGCAUUCAUUGAAAUGAAGAUAUCUUCACUAACGGGACGCUUACAACAGUGGGCCAAUUGAUGACGUACAAUAUUGCCAGCACUAUCUAACGUUAUCGAUACAUUACAGCGAUAUACCCGACUACUUGCACAUCUCCAAAUACUUGAUUCUUCUGAUUCCGGGAUGUUCAAUGGCUGGAAAGUGCAGGGGUCAAAAUGUCCAUACGAACUGGCUGUCUAUGUGGUAAAAAGUAUGAACGUUGUAAUGCCUUAGUGUCAAAAUGUCCAUACGGACCGGCUGUGUAUAUGGCAAAAAGUAAAAAUUUCAAAAUUUGCAAUGGUUCAAAUGGACGGCAGUUAAAAUGUGUUCAGGUCCAAUUAAACAAGUGCCAUAAUGUAUAAUAGCCAACGCGAACACAUGCGUAAAUGCAUCACGGUCUCGUCCUACACUAAAACGAGCAAUAACCGAUAGCAGCCGAUGCAUUUUUAGUGAAUGCCCCGCAAUGGAUCUUCUCCAUAUCCCGUAUCUUUCAAAGGCCCUGCUUUUAUCAAAACAUAAUUUUUAUGUGCCACGAGAUGCAAGGGUGUGCCGUCAACAUUUAGAAUCUGAAAACUGGGACCAUGUAUUAAAUUAUAGUGCAUCAGUUACUGAUUUUAAUGAAAUCCACACAGCAGACAUCAUACAAAUUUAUAAAAGUACUCUACAGUUGAUAAAUGUUACCGUGUCGUCUGCCCUAAUAGAAUAAGGUCAUUUUAGGCUGUAGACUAGAAUUAAAUAAUAAAGGUUAAAAUUUAAUGUUUAGUCAUUUAUUUAUUUUUAACUAUGUAACUCCAGUGAAGCUCAAUCAUAUCUAAACGAUAUAUACAAGACAGUCCUUUCACUGAAGUGGUUGUGAGUGUUCUUUGGUGAUUUUAAUCGCUUAUCAUCUGGCGAUUUGUCUGCUCGUUUCCCUCUUAUAUCUUAAAACAAUUUUGCUUGUAUAUUUAAACAUUACUUGUACAGUAGACGUAAAAUCCCACCAGGUAUGUACCUGUUAGGCACUGGUCCCACCGCGACCUAGUAAGCUAUGAGCUAUCGGCUAUAAACACGAACAAAAGAUAAGCACUCCCGUGAAAAUAAAAGAGACACGGCGAUAUUUAUAGUUACUCGCCCAUCUAUGAAUUCAGGUAUUCAGAAUUACUACGACGACUUCACUAUGACUAAAUUACGUUACGUACCUACCUCUUUACAUAGCAUUCAACCUAUCUCUGUCAAUUUAUAUUGGCCACUUUAGAUUAAAAAGUAACUUGCAUUAUGACUGAUAAAUACUAAAACAAUGUUUAAUGUCACUUUAUAAUGUUUCUCGGAGUUAUUCAGUUACAAUGCAAGAAGAAAGCGAAAAACUGAUAUUUAGUAAAACUCAAAAAGGCAGGGAUUCACUGUUACUUGGUGUACAUAGAUAUACUUUGGGCGUGCAUAAUCCAAGUGGGUCCACUCUAUGGAAGUGCAUAAACCGUCUGUCGUGUGGUUCAUCGAUUACCUUAAACGCCAGUCGAACAAAGAUUGUGCGAAAAAGUGCACAUACUUGUGAGCCAUCCUCGUCGAAAAAUAAAAAUCACCUAGCUUAUCAAAAAUGCAGAAAAAUGGUUUGCGAGUCCUAUGAAUCCGUUCAAAAAAUAUUUGAAGAUGUUUAUAGUCGGGAUAUGGACACAGAUGAAGAUUCGGAUGAUUGUACGAUUCCAUUAUUUGAAAAUAAAAAAAGGUCAUUGUAUAGAGCACGAAAGGAGUUUUUGCAGGUCAAAUCGACGUCUUUCAAAACACUACAAGACGUCGAAGUACCAAUAAUAUUAAGACAAAAUUUUUUAAUUUGGGAGGAUGGAAAUGACGAUAAAAUUUUAUUAUUCGGCACCAAAUACUCGAGAAAAGUAUUAAAAAAUAAAAGUGAUGACACAAUAUUCUUUGGCGAUGGCACGUUCAAAAUAACUCCUCAACCGUUUGAGCAGCUAUUUACUAUACAUAUGGAUGUAAAUAGCACAGAAGAGCAAACUAAUAUCAUACCAAUGCUAUAUGCAUUGCUUCCUGAUAAAACCACAAACACCUACUUACGACUCUUCAAUUACCUGAGAAAUGAGUUAGGCAUGUGCGUAAAAAAAUAUAAAACUGAUUACGAAAGAGCUGCUAUAAAUGCCUUCAAAGAAGUUUACCCUGAAUGCGACGUAAGUGGAUGUUUUUUUCACUACAACAAGGCUAUAUGGAGAAAAUCUGAGGAACUUAAACUAGAAGACACUAAAGAUGGCCGCAAGUUAGCAGAAUUAGCGUCAUAUUUGCCUGCUGGUAAGAAUACCAGCCGAUCUAAUAUUACAAGGGUGGGCUGAAAUAAUGUCUAGUUUGCCCAAGCAUAACAGAUCCAUUCCGGGAGUGGGCAGUCAACGUGAAACCACCCCAAUAGAGAUGUUUGAAAAGUAUUUUAAUAAACAAUGGUUGUCAAAAUCACUUUUGGCAGAAAUCAGCUGUGCAGGUGAGAGACAUCGCACCAACAACGCGUUGGAGGGGUGGCAUAGUAGGUUAAAUAAAAGAAUGCGGGCUAAUCCAAGCUUAUUUCAAUUUAUUCUCUUUUUAAGAAAGGAAGCCAUCUAUCAAGAAUCAAAAGCUAAAGAUGUGCUAUUUGAAAAUGUAAAGAGAAGAAAAUGUGACAUUUUAUUUGAUAAAAAUUAUAAAAAAAAGUUUCAACAAUUGAAGAACAAAGAGAUUACUAUUACUAAUUUAUUGAAGUGUAUUGUGAAGUUGAAGAAAAAUGAAAAAAACUACAAUAAUUAGAUUACAAAAUAAAGAAUAAGUGCUAAUUAUACUACAAACGUACCCAUUUUUUUAGUUUAAGUGCUUAAUUGAAGGUUUUUUUAGUUUGUGAAUAAGUAAAGUAAUUUUUUAGUUUAAGUGCCUAAUUGAAGUAUUUUUUUAG
Messenger RNA from Cydia pomonella (codling moth), 3339 nucleotides. RefSeq lists its product as uncharacterized. Bases 1724 to 2755 code for a protein of 343 amino acids. The record is from RefSeq and is a predicted model, not a curated record. The transcript has 2 exons. NCBI's taxonomy places the organism in Eukaryota, Metazoa, Arthropoda, Insecta, Lepidoptera, Tortricidae.